AUGACAUCCAACGAAAAAACACAUUUACAUAUCUUUUUAUCACCAAUACAAGAAGUGCAAGAGCCACAACCAUUACAAGAAACAUCAUCAUUGCAACAACAUGAACAAGAAGCAUUACCACUAUCAUCAUCGAUUAUUUCCAAUAUAUCACCAUCUUCUAAUAUUGAACAACGAGCAGUAUCAACCACCUCUACCGCAGAGUUCACUUUUAGACCCCAUUUUUUUCCUUCUUCAUCGAAUGUACAAGAUACCAAUUCUUCUUCUUUAGAUUCUUCGACAGCAACAAAAAUAGCCAAAACAGCUGUUGCAAUUAAAAGUACUAACUUACUAUUAGAUAGUAAUAACAAUAGUAAUAGCAUGACAUCGUUAAAUAAACAACAACAGCAGCAACAGCAGAAAUUAGUUCAAUUUUUUCUAAGGUCAACGACAUCAACAAUUACAGCACCGGAACCAUCAUCUUCAUUAAAUGUAUUUUCACAACCACUUUUUAGAAAUAAAUCAACUCGAGUUUCUUUUAAAGAAUUUCAAAAAAACGCGUCAUCAAAUUCAUUACUAUCUACCGAUGCUAAUACCAAUAUCAAUGCUAUUAGUGCUGAUGACAAUAUUGUCAAUAAUAAAGCCAAUUAUUUUUCUUCUGUUAAUAAUAAUAAGAAAAUAUUCUUUCCAACUAACAAUAAUAAUAUCGCUAGUAAAAAUAGUGCCGGUGAUAGUAUUGAAGUUAGUAAUGCUAGUGACAAUAUCAAUAAUAAAGAGGCGAUAUUAUUAGAAAAGAAUAAUGACAAUAAGAUCAGCAAUGACAGUAAUAAUGAAUCGAAUGUCACAAACAUUAAUAAUAAUGAUGAAUUUCUUAUUGGCAGUAGUAAUAGAAUUAAUAGUAAUAAAGAAUCAAAACUUCAUUGUUAUGAUGGUGAUGACGUUGCAAUUGAAAAUAGUCAAGAAAAAAAUUAUAUUUCUGAGAAGAAUGAUUCUAAAUCUUCACUAGCAUUUUACAUAAUCUAUCAACAAAGUGUCAGCAGUAACAAUAAAGAAUUUGAAAGAUGGUUACGCAAAUAUAAGCGUUUUGCCGGGGCCAUGACAGUUUUAUCAAUGGUGCACAUUGAGGUGUUGAGAUUAUUAAAUUCCAAAUUCUUGGGAUUGGAAAUUUUCAAGGCUAGAUUUGAUCAUGGCGCGGUAAAAAAGAUCUUUAUUGGUGGUCUGUUCAAUUUGAUUAUUGAAGAUAUUCCUCAGCUUGUAAUUGCGGCAUUAUAUCAACAAAAAACGCAAUCAAGAGAAGUAAUACCAAUCUUGACAAUAAUAUCAGGUGUAAUAAUGUUAUUAAAUGAUCUGAUUAGUAGGAUAUAUGAACUUAUAACAGUACCAAAACCUCGUAAAUCAGAUGUAAAUCCAAGUAAUAUAAUUAAUUCAAACCCUGGUCUAAACGAAACAAGUCUUUACCCAAAACAUAGUAAUAAGUCUGGCAAUCUAGAUAAUACAAGUAAUCCAAGUUUAGGCAAUCCAAAUUUUUAUUCAAACCAUAUUAAUAAUAGUUCACAUCAUGAUCUAAAUGGUAAUUACCGAUCACUAGAUCAAAAUUAUCCAUUACAACCAAUAACAAAUUAUCCAUUACAACCAAUAACAAAUUAUCCAUUACAACCAACAACAAACUAUCCAUUACAACCAACAACAAACUAUCCAUUACAACCAAUAACAAACUAUCCAUUAUCAUUAACAACACAACCGAUUGUACCAAACAAUCAACAGAUUGAAAUUUCACCUGAGGGACAACCUUAUACUACUGGUUAUGUAUAUGUUCCAAAUUAA
Molecule: messenger RNA, 1800 nt
Organism: Entrophospora sp. SA101
Lineage: Eukaryota; Fungi; Glomeromycota; Glomeromycetes; Entrophosporales; Entrophosporaceae
Source: the annotation of a GenBank genome assembly